AUGGGAUUGGGAACUGUUGGCGGCGGCGUUGCUCUGGCGCUGACUGACCACGCGAACAGCAUCCAGCGCAAAACGGGAUUCUCCGUCAACUUGCGCCACGUGUUGGUCAGGGAUUCCGAAAAAACCCGUGACCCGGCGCCCCCGGAAGGGGUUCUAACCACGAAUCCCGAGGACAUACUGGCGGAUCCGCAUGUUCAGAUAGUGGUGGAAACCAUGGGCGGGGACCAUCCGGCCGGGGAGUAUCUUCAGCGAGCUCUGGAUGCGGGUAAACACGUGGUUACCGCCAAUAAAGAGGUAAUGUCCCGGCGCGGCCCCGACCUGAUGGCGCUGGCGCAAAAAAAGCAGGUGAACCUGCUCUUCGAGGCUUCCGCUGGCGGUGGCAUACCCAUCGUCGGCUGCUUAAUGUCGCAACUGCUGGCCAACGAUAUUCGCUCAAUUCGUUCCAUAAUAAACGGCACUACGAACUAUAUUCUGACGCAAAUGGCCUGGCACCAGGCGUCGUUUGCCGAUGCCCUGGCCGAGGCGCAAACUCGUGGUUACGCCGAGGCCGACCCAACCAACGACAUAGAGGGUAUCGACGCGGCAUAUAAACUAUCGGUCCUGGGCAGCCUGGCUUUCCACCGUCGAAUCCCCCAUCACGCAAUUCACACCGAGGGCAUAAGUCAGCUGGGCCCCGAAGACUUCCGUUACGCCUCCGAGUUGGGAUACGCCAUCAAAUCCCUGGCGAUUGCGGUAGUUCAAUCCAACGGGUUGGUGCAGGCGAGAGUGCAUCCCGCUUUGGUGCCCGAAAAUCACCUGCUAGCCAAGGUUGACGGAGUGUAUAAUGCGGUAGAGGUCACGGGCGAUUUGUGCGGUCAAAUCAUCCUGCAUGGGCAGGGCGCGGGACGUGAAGCGACUACCAGUGCGGUGAUGGGCGAUAUUCUUAGUAUCGUUCGCACCAUGGGUAGCGCCAAUGUUCCACCACCGUUACCGGCGUUGGAUGUAAAUGGCGACGAUACCGACAGCGCCGUAUGCCCUAUCGAUGAGUUGUCCAGCGCUUACUAUAUCCGUUUGACGUGCGCCGACCAGGCUGGCGUGUUGGCACAAGUAGCCCAAAUCCUCGGAGAUGGCAACAUCUCGAUCGCUACGGUGAUUCAAAAAGAUACUGAUCCUGGCAGCGGAACAGCUCAGUUGGUUAUUACCACCUAUCCCGCCCGGGAAGCAGACGUCCAGUUUGCGUUGGCAGCGGUCGCCAGACUCGGCGUGGUGGUAGGAGUGAAUAACCUCAUCCGGAUCGAGGAAUGA
Molecule: messenger RNA, 1284 nt
Organism: Geodia barretti
Lineage: Eukaryota; Metazoa; Porifera; Demospongiae; Tetractinellida; Geodiidae
Source: the annotation of a GenBank genome assembly